UUGUCUGAGACCUGGAAAUGAAAGUAAAGAGAGAGAAAAAAAAAUAGACACAUGGGAGGAAACUGCAACCAAACGACAGUAAAGAGGUUUUUACGACAAAUAUCGUCCAAAUCCUGCUAGAAUCCUGUUAGAAUAUUCUAUGUGUCUUACUUUGUUCAGGGCUCAAAAACCAGCAGGGUGUUCUUAUGGAAAGGCAAAAACGGAGAGAAGAAAUCGAGAAAGGCCUGCAGUUUAUUCAAUCAACAAUACCAUAUGGUGGAAGUCCAGAUGAAUACCAGAUGUUUCUACAGCAGCUGGUCCUUAACUUGUAUGCUGAGGGCAAUGACACCUUUCAGGAGACUAACCUUAAGAUUGCAUUGGGCCACUACACAGAAGGACUGACUGUAGCAGAGUAUGCAGAAUCUGAUGGUCUCAGCAUUCCGCAAGAAUUGUUAUGCAAGUUGUAUGUGAAUCGAUCCUGCUGCUAUUUCUCAAUGGGUCUGUUCGAGAAGUCGUUGGAUGAUAGUGAACAUGCUCUGAGUUUGGACAAGGAGAACAUGCGGGCAUUAUAUCGCAAGGCCAAAGCACUGUACAAACUUGACAAGCAUCAGGAGGCUUACAGUUGCAUUAGCCACAGGUUGCUAGUGCUAGUGCAGGAUGAAAGCGUGACGGAACUGGCUCAAGAGCUUGUACAGAAAUUGGGUUUAAAACAGCGGAAAGCAUACAAGAGGCCACAGCAAGAAUUAGAGACGCUUGGCUUAGUCAGCAAUGGUACCUCAGUGGCAAACCAGGCUUCCUCAAAUAACCUAGAAUCUGUAGACGAUAUUUAUACAGAUAAUUUGUCACUGGAUACAAACUUUUUAAAAUCUUCACUUGAGAGUGAUGUCCUCAGCGAUGGCUUGCGAUUGGCUGUUUCUCAACCCUCAUCCAUAAAUUAUACUCAACCUGCUGCAAUUCUUAAUGACUGUGAUAUUAUUGGAGAGGAUCUGGACUCUCUAUUGGACUCUGAGAUGAUGCAGCAGCAACAAGCAUCCAUCUUGUCAAGCCAGAUGACUCCGUUAAUACCAGUGUUUCCUACUAUAACCCCCUUGCUCUCCAGCAUGGGUGCCAGUAGGCUACCAGCACCUUUACCGUUGCCUCCAGCCUCCUUCGGUUUGUUGGACUCUAGAAAAGCAACAGCCACAAAUUUCAAACCUCCCUUCAGUAUGAAUAUCCUCCUGCAUCCAGAACCACAUCUAGACACUUUGGACAGCUUCGAGGAGAGCCAGAAGACUUUAGAUUGUUUGGACACCUUCACAGAUCCUAAACCAUUAGAUUCUUCAGUAUUGAAAGGAAGCCAGAAUCACAACCCCAGUGCAACCACCUCAAACCAUUUGAUGCCUCUAAAGAUGGACACAGUGAUGCACAGAGGAGCUUCUCAAUUUGCCGUGCCAAACCCACUGGCCCAGACGUAUGACUUCAAACAAGCGUGUAUGCAGUGUUAUGUGAAGACAGGUCCCAAAGCUUUAGAUUUCAUUCACAGGGAGAAACUGGAACACAAGUGUAAAAAGGAUAUGUUGCUGGCACGAGGGAAGUCCUCUGAAAACAAGAGUUGGCUAAAGAUACGUCCAAGACCAACAAAAGUCAAUUUUAGUGGGCCUUAUAUUCUGUGCAAAGAUAUCUUGACUCGACAGGACUGCAAAUAUGGUGAAAAUUGCACAUUUGCAUAUUAUCAAGAAGAAAUAGAUGUGUGGAAUGAGGAGAGAAAGGGAAAUCUACACCGUGACCAACUUUUCCAUGCCUCUGGAGGGGCUAAGCCAACCAGUGUGGGCUGGCUACUUCAGGAGCAUAAAGGGAUCUUCAUCUUCUUGUGCCAGACUUGCUUUGACAGCAAACCCCGGAUCAUCAAUCAGAGAAGUUCUGAGAAACCAGAUUACUGCACAAACGCUACAAACCAACACAGGUUCUCUGAUCACAAGUGUCUUGUUCAUGUGCUUAACUCUAGCACUGUGCGAUACUCCAAGAUCCGCCAACUACAUCCGCGCUUCCAGCUGGACAUGUGUAGACACGAGCUUCGGUACGGUUGCAUCCAGGAAGACACCUGCAAUUUUGCACAUAGCCACGUAGAACUGUGUGUCUGGCUGCUUCAGCGACAAUCUGGCAUUUCACAGGAAACAAUUGUACAAGAAUCUGAACGAAUGUGGAAAGGAUCUGAACCAAAACCCAAGGUACCUUCCAAAUCACUGGACAUGAAGAUGAAGUUUGUCUGCAGCCUAUGCUUGCGUAGUGGGCGUGAGAUUGAGGCAGAUCGGGAUGGAAAGUACUGCAAUGCAAAAGCUAGGCACAGCUGGACAAAAGACAAGCGAGUCCUGCUUGUGAUGUCAAAGUCCAAGAAAAAAUGGGUUGCCAUCAGACCCCUUCCAUCAGUUCGAUUGUUUCCACAGCAAUAUGAGAUCUGUGUUCAUGUACAGAAUGGGAAGAAGUGUCAGUAUAUUGGCAAUUGCUCGUUUGCACACAACACAGAGGAGAAGGAUAUCUGGACAUUUAUGAAGGAGAACAAAGUCCUGGAUCUCCAACUGAUUUUUGACUUGACCAUGAAGAACAAUUGCUCAGCAGACAAAGCUGCAAAGGGGGCAUCAGCACCUCAGAAGGAAACAGAGAAGCAGAUCUUGAUGCCCACCGAUUACGCAGAUCUUAUGGCUGGAUUUCACUGCUAUCUGUGUGGCAAAAACAGCAACAGUGAAAGGCAGUGGCAGAAGCACAUCCAGUCUGAGAAGCAUAAAGACAGGGUUUUCACACUGGAGAAAGAGGAAAGUACCUGGAAGUUCCGUUUCCCUGCCGGAGAGUUCAAGCUGUGUGAACGGUACGAAGAGACCAAGAGUUGUCCAAAUGAGGCCAAUUGUCCAUUUGCUCACGGCCAGGAAGAACUGAAAGAAUGGCUGGAGAGAAAAGAAUUCUUGCAACAGAAGGUUACCAAAGCACGCAAAGACAUGCUGCUGGAGCAAAGUGACUCUGACUUUGGCAAAUACACUUUCUUGCUGAAGGAUGUGCCUGACGAGUAGGGGACAAGGGGGUUAGGGAUUCUGUAUGGAGUGAAGACAAAAAGAAAAAUGCAUACUCCCUCCAGAACACCAUCUCUUAAGAUACUCCCCUUCCUGUUGAAUUUCAUGUCUUAAUGUCCCAUCACAGAUCUUUACAGCAAACUUCAUUCGUGUGACCUGAUGUCAACUUUUUAAAUGUAUUGCUUAUAAAAAUGUCACCCUGCAGAGAAUCCAUGAAUUUAACACAGUAUAACACACAUUUCUGCAGUGUGCAUUUUCUAUAAGCUUUUCAACAAAAAGGUAUUCUUCCAUCUCUGGGCUGCAAGCCAGCAAUUAAAUCAUUUUUAUGAAAAUUCAGAUCAGUGUUCUCUUAGACUUUAACAGUGCAAUUUGUAAUUCUGUAGAUAUUUGGUUGAUCACAAGUAUUCAUUUUAUGUGGGCAUAUAUCUAUGCACUUUGUAACCUGUCAAAAUCCCUGACACCACGGUGUAAUUAGGUAAGAGUGCUAGCUUAAAUUACUAGCAUAUUUAUCUUUAUCUACAAUGUCCUGCUAUUGUCUGUCUGACAUAUAUGAAGCAGAGUCAUUGACUGGGCUGCACAUGCUCGUAUUGCAAUAACAUAAUGUGUUGUGCGAUUGACUGUGACCUGGUGAAUAAUAUCACAUUUCCUAAAUCAAGUGGACCAGUCACCAGGAAUUCAAAGUGAAUUGGAAAUUUAAGGCCAAAGUAGCUGAACUGGUAGCCAAUUAAUCCUUUGCAUGCCAAAUCAUUUGUGCAUUAGCAAAUUAUAUUUGAAGUAUUAUGAAAAUCUGGUGUGCUUGUGGCCUUUGAGGGCUAGAGUUCAAUGCCCCUGCCUUAUAACAACCAUGGUUUAAUCUGAAUGCCUGCUAUUUUCUUGUUGGCCUGUGCAUGUACGGCUUGGAAGCACUCUACUGGAUUGGCUUUUUGUGUUUUGAAAAAAAAAAAAAAAGGACUAAAUCAGUUUUCUCAGAGGAACCAGGUUGUCCACAGAAAUACCUAUUGCACUGAACAACUGUAGAGCCAAUUCAUGUGUAUGAAAUGUAAUAAGGUAUUUAACCCUAAAGUAAUUGUAGAGAUCUCAUGCUAAUUCAAAUCCAUUAAAGAAUGAUCCCAUAGUUCAGUUUUUAUUAUUUUUGUUUCACAACUACUACCCCUGGACUAAAUAUGACCUUUUUUUUUUAGCAUUUUUCUUUUUCCAUGUUUCACUAAAAUGUACGAGCUGAAUUCAGAAGUGGGACUGGUCACAGUGUUGUCUGUUUUACAGAUCCGUCUGAAUAAAUAAUCAAGAAGACAAAGUCUUGGUGUUGGCUCAAAAGUGUGUUGCAUUAACAUCAGCUUGAAAAGUCAUUAAAUAUUUUCUUUUAAAAAGUA
Pelobates fuscus (common spadefoot toad) is the source of this 4390-nucleotide messenger RNA. RefSeq names its product zinc finger CCCH-type containing 7B (gene ZC3H7B). The transcript is spliced from 23 exons. Bases 186 to 3020 code for a protein of 944 amino acids. Gene Ontology annotation, molecular function: miRNA binding; metal ion binding; protein binding. The record is from RefSeq and is a predicted model, not a curated record. Gene Ontology annotation, biological process: miRNA processing. NCBI's taxonomy places the organism in Eukaryota, Metazoa, Chordata, Amphibia, Anura, Pelobatidae.